Penicillium angulare is the source of this 2412-nucleotide messenger RNA. Its product is annotated as pseudouridine-5'-phosphate glycosidase/carbohydrate kinase family protein. The record is from RefSeq and is a predicted model, not a curated record. Gene Ontology annotation, molecular function: pseudouridylate synthase activity. Lineage: Eukaryota; Fungi; Ascomycota; Eurotiomycetes; Eurotiales; Aspergillaceae. The transcript is spliced from 7 exons. Bases 1 to 2412 code for a protein of 803 amino acids.
AUGUUUGUUUCAAGAGCUUCUGUUUGCUCUAGAAGCUGGAGGGGACUGAAUUUACCCCGGGCUCGCUAUCUUCAUGGCUUGAGUGGCUCCCAGAGCAAAUUCUUGAAGGUAUCAGAAGAGGUCCGUGAUGCUGUUGCGACAGGCAAGCCUGUUGUCGCACUGGAGACAACUAUUUACACUCAUGGCUUCCCAUACCCUGAUAAUAUUGCCCUAGCUCAGCUUUUGGAGUCCGUGGUUCGAGCAAACGGUGGAGUUCCUGCGACUAUUGGUAUUCUUGGGGGCAUCGCCAAAGUCGGCAUGAGUGCAGAGGAAAUCGUCGAGCUGGCCUCGACAGCAGAAAACAAAUCUGCACUUAAAGUCUCACGGAGAGAUUUGGGCUACAUCUGCGGCAUGGGUCUGGCCGGGAAGCCAAUCCAUGGUGGCACAACAAUCUCUGGUACAAUGAUUCUCUCUCAGCUUGCUGGGAUCAAAAUAUUUGGAACCGGUGGCCUAGGUGGUGUUCACCGUGGUGCUGAAAUCUCCAUGGACAUUUCUGCUGAUCUGACGGAGCUGGGACGGACCCCAGUAACGGUGAUUAGUUCCGGGUGCAAGAGCUUCCUGGAUAUCCCUCGUACACUCGAGUAUCUUGAAACAGAAGGUGUCUGCGUGGGUACCUUUGCCGAUGGCCGCGAGGGAUCUGUCGAUUUUCCUGCGUUCUUCACUCGAGAUAGCGGAGUUCGCAGCCCACGAGUUAUUCAGAAUGAAGCCGAAGCUGCCGCCAUAGUUUAUGCGCAAUCCCAACUUCCAGUCUCUUCGGGUAUUCAUUUCGCCAACCCCGUACCAUUGGAGGCAUCCGUCCCCAAAGCCGAAAUGGACCGUGUAAUCGAAGAGGCCAUUCGACUUGCAGAUGUAGAGGGCUAUCACGGAAGUGAUAACACCCCAUUUGUUCUUGCUAAAAUCAAGGAGCUGAGCGGCGGGAAGAGUGUGAUUGCCAACCGUGCCCUUAUUGAAUCUAAUGUACAGCGCGCAACCCGUGUUGCUGUGGAACUAGCUAAACUCGAGGAACUUGACCGAGGUGGUGCAGCUCGAGAAAUGCCUGCUUUCCCAAGUAUCCCUCGCUCAAAUGAAGAUACCCCCAAGCCACAGAUAACCGUACCUGAGCCCACUCUCAAGCAAGAGGUGCCUACUACUUCCAAAUCAACCGAGAAUUCAGAUGUCCUGGUCGCCGGAUCUCUUGCCAUCGACCUAUCCUGUGACUACACCCCAUUCGGUGAUGAGCGAGUCCAAGUGGCACCUACCCCACAUACAUCUAAUCCCGCUAUCAUCGGCCAAAGCCUCGGAGGCGUAGGCCACAACGUCGCACUAGCAGCCAACUACGUCGGAAGCGAUGUACUCUUCUGCAGCGUUGUCGCAGACGACCUAAGCGGCAAAGCUGCACUCGCAUCACUCGAAACAGAAGGACUCAGCACAGCGGGUAUCCAGAUUCUGCCAUCAACAUCAGGUAAUCGAACAGCGCAGUAUAUCUGUAUUAACGAUUCCAAAAAAGAUCUCCUAGUUGCAAUGGCUGAUAUGGGUAUUGUCGAACUUCCGGCGAAAGAACUCGACUUCGACGGAUUCUGGGAGCCAUUGAUCGAACGCACAAAACCAAAAUGGUUUGUUGUCGACGCUAAUUGGCGUCCUGAGGUUCUGGAUAAAUGGGUCAGUCUUGCUAAAAAGCACGGCGCACGCGUGGCUUUUGAACCUGUUUCUACGGCGAAGGCCCGUCGUCUGUUUACGAAUGAUACUGGUUCUAGCUGUAGUCCCGUUAUUGGUCCUGUGCAGACUAUCCCCAAUCAUACCGUUAGUCUUGCUUGUCCGAACCGCUUUGAGUUGUCAUCUAUGUACAUGGCUGCUCGGGAGGCCUCUCUUUUCGAAUCACCGGGUUGGUGGGGUGUUAUCGAUUCUAUGGGUCUUUCGGCGAGUGGUUCCCGGGAGCGUCUUGUGGCAAUUACCUCCGCUGCCCUUGUGGACGAGGGAUUGCCUCAGCAAUCUAUUCAGCUUCUUCCGUUUAUUCCUUGUAUUAUCACGAAGCUCGGCGAGGCUGGUGCUCUGCUGACACAACUUUUGCCUCCUGGUGAUUCCCGUCUUUCGGAUCCCGAUUACGCUCCAUAUAUUCUGGCUCGUGCAUCUCCAUCGGCGGACGUGCCUUUUGGCGGCGUGUACAUGCGCCUGUUUCCACCUGCUGCUAACUUAUCUGCCGAUGAGAUUGUCAGUGUCAAUGGUGCUGGAGAUACCUUACUAGGUGUUGUGAUUGCCGGUCUAGCUAAGAAAGACUCGUCGCUGCGUAUCGAGGAUAUUCUUUCUGUAGCACAGGAAGCUAGUCGAAGGACCCUUGCGAAUGCCGGAGGUGUUAGCAAAGAGCUAACUGGCUUACGAGAACGGCUGGGCCUGUAA